AUUUUAUUAGUAUUUUAGGGAUGAGUUUAGUGAGCUUUGUAGUCAAAGGAGACUAUUUUCGAUAAGAGCAAUUUGAUAUUGAGGUUUUUGCAUCUCAAAUGUGUUUUAUAAAUGGGAGCUGAUAGGUAUAUUUCAUACUUUUUGCCUAUUCCUGUUCUGGGCACCAUUGCCAUGGAGAUUUACAGUACAAAGUAUUGACCAAUAUAUAUUUGGAUUAUUGUUACAGUGAUUAGAAGGAACUAGACCAGAAAUGUAUUUUGUACUUUAUAUUUAUCAGUGUUUUGCUCACUAUCUAGCCUAUUCAUUUCAAAUAAGAGGGUGCAUCUGUGAGUAAUCUAGGAAAGCAGUUAUUUUAUUAAAUUAAUUUCCCCUAAUAUAAUUUCAAUCAAGGCACUGUGACUGUCAGUGUUUUUCAUGUUUACAAUAAAAUGUUUUGUUAUGAACUCUGCACAAAAGUGAACUUGUCUCAGCUCUGUCCUAGUGGGACAGUAUUACACAAUUAUUUUACAGCAACCUGGCAUGAAGUAAUUAAACUGACAGUUCACAAAUGAGUACAAUAUGAGCAUAACUAUAGAUUUGCAGUGAUGGUGCUGAAUAAGGUAGUCAUAAGCAGGGAGGCAGCUGUCCCGUUUCUGUUCCUGGCAUUCCAGCUGUAUGAUGUCAUGGCAUCAAAAUCUGCCGUGUAUUACGCUAUUGUUGAAGAACUACUCAAACUUCUAUAAGGAAUACAGCCGAUGAAACCAUAGCUAGUGGACCUGAAUUAUUUUAUUGUUCAUAGUUUUGUUUGUGCAUUUAAAUCAAAAUUAUAGGAUAAGAGUUGUGUUAACGAGUAGAAUGUAGAUCAGCAGAUGUAGUUCGAGAUUGAUGCUCUUUCGGUAGGAAGUGAAGCACGUUGGCUGAUUUAGGCAUGAUGGAGAUUAAACUUGAAACACAAACUAAACUUGUUUUAUAUUGGACAUAGAUAUCACCUAUUAUGACUGGUGGCAGCUUUGGAUAUGCACAAUUUACGAAUGGACUCAUUUGCUUUUGGCGGACAUCAAUAAGGGAUACAUGUAUCCAAUGUAUGGAUGGCCUCUUAUCCACUCACAUUUUGACGGGCAAAGUUUAAAGAGACAACAGGACACAUAUUUCUGGAUCAAGGAAGGACUCCUUGCCAAAGGACUUUGAAACAUGCCCUUGCCAUUCGGCUUAAAACUCAAAAGAACUCGAAGGUAUACUGUCUCAAGCAAGAGCUGUCUGGUCACGCGUAUUCAGCUACUCAAUGGUGAAUUUGUUGAGUUUACGCUUUCUGUGGAGAGCACCGGCCAGGAAUGUUUGGAGGCAGUUGCACAGAGACUGGAGUUAAGAGAGAUAACAUACUUCAGCCUGUGGUACUUCAACAAGCAGAACCAGCAACGAUGGAUUGACCUGGAGAAGCCCCUAAAGAAGCAGCUGGACAAGUACGGCCUGGAGCCCACUGUCUACUUCGGGGUGGUCUUCUACGUGCCCACUGUGGGCCAGCUGCAGCAGGAGAUCACCAGAUAUCAGUAUUACCUCCAGUUAAAGAAGGAUGUUCUGGAAGGCAGAAUCCCUUGCUCCAUUGAACAAGCCAUCCGUUUGGCUGGCUUGGCAGUGCAAGCUGACUUCGGAGACUUCAAUCGUUAUGAUUCGCAGGAGUUUCUUCAGAAGUUUGUGCUGUUUCCUAUCGGCUGGAUCCAGGAUGAGAGAGUACUGGAAGAGGCUACUCAGAAGGUGGCUCUGCUUUACCAGAACUACAGGGGGUUGCCUGCCCCAGAGGCUGAGGUGUUGUACAUGCAGGAGGUGGAGAAGAUGGAGGGCUAUGGCCAGGAGAGUACCCCAGCCAAGGACAGCCAAGGCACUGAUAUCCUCCUUGGGGCCUGUCUGGACGGCAUCUUUGUCAAGCACAAAAACGGAAGGCCACCCCUAGUAUUCAAGUGGAAUGAAAUUAACAACAUGACUCACAAUAAGUCCUUCUUUGCCCUGGAGCUGGCCAACAAAGAGGAGAGCGUGCAGUUCCAAACCGAAGACAUGGAAACCUCCAAAUAUGUGUGCCGGAUGUGUCUGGCCAGGCACAAGUUUUACAAGAUUAACAAGAGCAGCCUCCAAACCCAGCCUACUGCUAUGAACCCAGUGCGACGGCAAUCCUCCACCAGGAUGUCUCUGCCAAAGCCCCCGGCCUACAUGAUGCCCCCGCCACAGAUGCACUACAAUGGCCACUUCACUGAGCCUUACACAUCCUCACAAGACAACCUGUACAUGAACAGUCAGAACGGCUACUACUACCACUCCCAGACCAGCCUGGACUGCUCACCACUCGAGUUCGGCAACAGUGGCGGUGGGAACGUGCGGCUGCGUAACGGCAGCGUGUACAGUGCCCACAGCACCAGCUCCCUCACCAAUCCCCAGCACUACAUGCAGCCCUCGCCCAUGUCCUCCAACCCCUCCAUCACAGGAAGUGACAUCACCCGGCCCGACUACGUGCCUUCGCACCGCCACAGUGCCCUCAUCCCCCCCUCCUACCGCACCACCCCAGACUACGAGACGGUCAUGAGGCAGAAGAACCAGGGAGGUGGAGGGGGGAUGGUGCAGGCCUACGAGCACCGCCAGAGCCACUCCAUGAGGAACCUGCACAUUGGGAACUCGUACGCCUACAGUAGGCCGGACCCCCUGGUCUACAGCCAGCCUGAGAUCAGAGGAGAGCAUGGUGGAGGAGGAGUGCACCACCACUACUCCUUCCACCUCAACUCCAGCUUCCACAGCCCCUCCCCGUACCCCUACCCCACAGAGAGGAGGCCAGUGGUGGGGGCGGUCAGUGUGCCCGAGCUGACCAAUGUCCAGCUGCAGCAGGCGCAGGAGUACCCUGCAGCCAACAUCAUGAGGACCCAGGUGUACCGCCCUCCACCCCCCUACCCAUACAACGCCCACCCGCGGCCCGCUAACAGCACGCCAGACCUGUAUCGCCACCUGUAUGUAAGCAGUAGCAACCCGGACUUGAUCAUCACGCGGCGCGUGCACCACUCUGUCCAGACCUUCCAGGAGGACAGUCUGCCUGUAGCCCACUCCCUGCAGGAGGUAUCUGAGCCCCUGUUCAUGGCUGGACCCCCACAAAACGACCCCCACCAGCAAAACACACACAAACGCAACUCCCUCGAGAUCGCUGGCCUGGCUUACAGCCUGAAGGGCAUGAGGGUCAAGGAAAGGACUGUAUCUGUCUCGGCUGCUGACACCCCCCUUCUGGCCCCGCAUGGUCCCUCCUCAAGUUCCCAGCUCAACGUGUUCCUGGAGCGGACCAAGUCAGACGACGGGGGGGAGGGGAAGGAGGACGUGCGCUACGGCCACAAGAAGUCCCUGUCGGACGCCACCAUGCUGGUGCACAGCAGCGAGGAGGAGGAGUUUGAGGAUGAGAGCGGACGCCAUACCCCCAAAUCCUACGAUGCACUAUUGUCUGGGUCUGACCUGCAGCAGCUUCUAACCAAUCUGGGCCAGAUUCCCCUGGAGCCCCCGCCCGCAUAUCCCAUUAGCUCCUCCCUUGACCCUGUCCUGUCAGGCCUCCCGGCGUAUCAGGUGCACACACUGAUCCAGGAGGCGGAGCCAGUGAACCUGUUGGCGGGUGGGCAGCCUGGCAGGAUGGUUCCCUCGGUGUCUGACGGUGACAUUAGUGGGCAGAACAAACAGAAGGCCAAGAAGGACUUCAUCAAGAAGAGGCCUGUGUCAAACAUUCCUGCUGGGAAGAAACCCAUUGAUGGCCUGCCUCCUGCCGGCAUGAAGAAGCGGGCUGAGCUGAAGAAGAUGGGUCCUCUGAAGGUGGCAGCCCUCAACGGCCUGACCCUGUCCAGGCUGCCCCUGCAGGAAGGGGGCAAUGACGAGCCUGAGAAGGCCUCCAAUGACGAGCGGUGUAAGGUACUGGAGCAGCGCAUGGAGCAGGGCAUGGUGUUCACAGAGUAUGAGCAGGUGGCCAAGCGGCGUCCGGCAGGCAACUGCAGCAUCGCCCAGCUGCCGGAGAGUGGCGAGAGGAACCGCUUCCAGGACGUGCUGCCCUAUGACGACACGCGUGUGGAGCUGGUGCCCACCAAGGAGAACAACACUGGCUACAUCAACGCCUCGCACAUUAGGAUCACGGUGGGCGGAGACGAGUGGAGCUACAUCGCUUCCCAAGGCCCUCUCUCCAACACCUGUCAGGACUUCUGGCAAAUGGUGUGGGAGCAGGGCGUGGCCAUCAUUGCCAUGGUUACAGCUGAAGAGGAGGGUGGCAGGGAGAAGAGUUUCCGCUACUGGCCACGGCUCGGCUCCCGCCACAACACGGUGACGUACGGACGCUUAAAGAUCACCACGCGCUUCAGGACAGACUCAGGCUGCUACGCCACCACAGGCCUGAAGAUAAAACACCUGCUGACGGGCCAGGAGCGCACUGUGUGGCACCUGCAGUACACAGACUGGCCCGACCACGGCUGCCCUGAGGACUUCAAGGGCUUCCUCUUGUACCUGGAGGAGAUCCAGUCAGUGAGGAGACACACCAACAGCACCAGCGACCCAAAGAACACCAACCUGCCCGUGCUGGUCCACUGUAGCGCUGGAGUGGGCCGCACCGGGGUGGUCAUCCUCUCUGAGAUCAUGAUCGCCUGUCUGGAACACAACGAGAUGCUGGACAUCCCGACCGUUCUCAACAUGCUCCGGCAGCAGCGUAUGAUGAUGGUGCAGACCAUCUCACAAUACAGCUUCAUUUACAAAGUCCUCAUCCAGUUCCUCCGCAACUCCAGGCUUAUCUAAGUGCAAACCUCAGCUCCCACAAACAUUUGUUUUUUCGGGGACGAGGAACCAAGAUUCUCCAGCCGAACUUCAGUGCGUUGGAGCAACUGUGGCCUCUAGCUCCGAAAUGGUGGUGCUAGCAGAUGGCCCUUUUUCAAAGUAUUAAUGGAGGCGAGACUGCAACCUGAGGAAAGGAUCACAGGACUUUGUGUGUCUGCCUCUUACAGUAUUAUUGAGAUUUCACUGUGGAGUUUUUACACUAAAUGAUUACUGACAUGAAAGCCAGCACUUUUACAGUAGAGUACCUAGCUGUAUAUAGCGAAACCAUGUUGAAGUUGCAAUUAGAAUCUAAAUCUGAUUUUUGCAUUUCAAUAUAAUUACAGAUCUAUUUUUAUCACUGAUUUUAGAGUUUUUACGAUGUGUAUGCUGGAUGAUGUUUUUUAUGAUGGACUUGACUAAUGUUUUGAUUUAGAAUUCCUGAAGGAACUUAAAAUCACUCUUUGAUUACGUUG
This is a messenger RNA of Coregonus clupeaformis (lake whitefish), 5258 nucleotides long. RefSeq names its product tyrosine-protein phosphatase non-receptor type 21-like. The record is from RefSeq and is a predicted model, not a curated record. The transcript is spliced from 19 exons. Gene Ontology annotation, biological process: protein dephosphorylation. Lineage: Eukaryota; Metazoa; Chordata; Actinopteri; Salmoniformes; Salmonidae. Gene Ontology annotation, cellular component: cytoskeleton. Bases 1171 to 4767 code for a protein of 1198 amino acids. Gene Ontology annotation, molecular function: protein tyrosine phosphatase activity.